AUGCCGGAAAUUUGCCACGGCCGACACCUGCCACGGCCGACACCUGCCACGGCCGACACCUGCCACCCCCGACACCUGCCACCCCCGACACCUGCCACCCCCGACACCUGCCACCCCCGACACCUGCCACGGCCGACACCUGCCACGGCCGACACCUGCCACGGCCGACACCUGCCACGGCCGACACCUGCCACGGCCGACACCUGCCACGGCCGACACCUGCCACGGCCGACACCUGCCACGGCCGACACCUGCCACGGCCGACACCUGCCACCCCCGACACCUGCCACCCCCGACACCUGCCACCCCCGACACCUGCCACCCCCGACACCUGCCACCCCCGACACCUGCCACCCCCGACACCUGCCACCCCCGACACCUGCCACCCCCGACACCUGCCACCCCCGACACCUGCCACCCCCGACACCUGCCACCCCCGACACCUGCCACCCCCGACACCUGCCACCCCCGACACCUGCCACCCCCGACACCUGCCACCCCCGACACCUGCCACCCCCGACACCUGCCACCCCCGACACCUGCCACCCCCGACACCUGCCACCCCCGACACCUGCCACCCCCGACACCUGCCACCCCCGACACCUGCCACGGCCGACACCUGCCACCCCCGACACCUGCCACCCCCGACACCUGCCACCCCCGACACUUGCCACCCCCGACACUUGCCACCCCCGACACUUGCCACCCCCGACACUUGCCACCCCCGACACUUGCCACCCCCGACACCUGCCACCCCCGACACCUGCCACCCCCGACACUUGCCACCCCCGACACCUGCCACCCCCGACACCUGCCACCCCCGACACCUGCCACGGCCGACACUUGCCACGGCCGACACCUGCCACCCCCGACACCUGCCACCCCCGACACCUGCCACCCCCGACACUUGCCACCCCCGACACUUGCCAUGAUGAUAACAGGGGACUGGAAGUUCCAAUACUGGUGCCGGCCGCGGUGGCCGAGAGGUUCUAG
Schistocerca piceifrons (Central American locust) is the source of this 993-nucleotide messenger RNA. RefSeq names its product extensin-like. The transcript has 2 exons. The record is from RefSeq and is a predicted model, not a curated record. Lineage: Eukaryota; Metazoa; Arthropoda; Insecta; Orthoptera; Acrididae. Bases 1 to 993 code for a protein of 330 amino acids.